UUUCGCUCAGUGCUAGAAUCUAGAAUCUAGAUCUGAAAUCUAAAGUAGAACAAUCUAAAAUACGAGUAUCUUGUUAUACUCACUAUGAAUUUAGAAGGUGUAUUAUUAACCUAGUGUUACUUAAGGAAAUUACCUACUGAUUAUAAUCAACAAUGGAUUCACAUCCUCCUGUUGAUGCACAGGAGGGUGCUUUUCAAAGUGGCACUGAUUUGCCUGAUGUACAUGCAUCACAUGUGUAUGUGUUAAUGAAAAAAAAUAUUCGAGUUUCCAGAAACAUUAGAGCAUGCUGGUUUUUUAGGCACUUGCAAAGACAAGUAUAUUUUAAACCACUUGCAUCUUUGGAGCCUCAGGAAUUAACAGAGGAACUCACUCUUGUUUCGGUUAUCCCUAAAGAUACUGAAGUAAAGCUAUUACCAGGACUGAUUUACAAAGUCCAUGUUGGCCCUGACACAAUAGUCACCUUUCUGUCAUCUCAAUACAAACUGUCUUUCACACUAGAUUUGAGCCCUUCGUUGAUGUCAGUGGAUAUACAGAAUAGCAAGUAUGUUUUUGAUGAAAUCUUUCAAUCACUCAGUCGUUGUUUAAGAGGACUUGUUAUGCCACUUGUUAUUCCUGGAAGUUGCCUUCGGUAUUCCCCUGAUUUGUACAUAUCUGUUAUAUGUCACACACCAGUUGUCUGUUCAUUCACUAACCAGGUCUUGGUACAAGGUGUAAAAGUGAACCAAGAUAAUUUAGAUUAUUACCUUAAGCAUAUAGAAGUUGAACUGAAUCAGUAUGAGACUGCACUGUCCAAUAGCUUUGUCACUUUACUGAAACUUUACAGAAGAAAGGAAGGUUUUUUUCUUGAUGAGGAUGAGGAAGAGGGAGAUGGCCAGUUUAAUAUCACUGAUCACAUUGGUAGCCCAGAGGCUGGGUUUACUAACAUGCUUCGUUAUGGGAUACUGUCCCUUCAGCUCUUGCCUGAUAACUCUAGCUCAGGGAUAAUAAUAAUUACUGAUGGUAUUGUUGGUUUGCCAACUUCCUAUCUCAUUGAGAUGCUUUUGAAUCAGAUGCGCAAUAAUACUACCAUGUGCAGUUUUAUCAAAGUUGGAUGUCCUUCUGGCUUGUACAGAAAGUUGGCUCAUGUACCUCAUAUAGAACUGAUGCAAGCCAUUGCCACAGCAACAUUUGGAGCUUAUCUUGGUGCUGGUCCUGAUGUGAGUGAAGAAAAGAAUGAAGCCAACCUUUACCAUCGUGCUUUGCUUUUUUGGUCAUUUCAACGUGGCCUUGAAGGGUUUAAGUAUGAGUUGACCCACUAUAGUGAUGAGGAUUUACCUGGCUCUAUAUCAUGGAUUAAAAAAAUGCUACAUCGCCACCCUAUAACUGGGGAAAGCUUUGGUGUGGAAUCCUUGCGUAAAGAGAGAGAGAAACGCACUGUUCGUGCAGGCCUACACAGUGUGUUGUCAGUCAGACUCAGGGAAGGCUAUACUAUCAAAAGUGUAUGCUUUAAAAAAGAUCAUUCUGAGAUCCAUGUGAAAUUACAUUUUCCUUGGAGAGAUUAUGGUAAAAUAGAGUAUGCUGCUUCAGCAGCCUGGCCAUUGAAUACUUCAAGCCCAAUAACUCUUAUUGAGGUGACGGUGGAGGGCAGCUAUGAUUUGCUCCAUGAAAUGUUGUGUAAACCAAACAAUGAAGUGAAAAGUAAUCUCAGAAUUAACAACAUCAAAUCUCUUUGGACUAUUUUGGAAAGGAUUUGCUCAACUGACACAAUGUUGGAACACCUUCAGUCUUUCUCAUCAGAACCUGUUUAUUAUAAAACACCAGAAAGUUUACUAAGUGGUGUCCCUUUGUUCUACAUGCCUCAAGAAGGGCCUACACUCAAUAUGCAGCUUAAAGCAAGCACUAUGGAACGUUUUGCUGCUUUUUGGAAAGCUGUCAUACAACUCGACACCAACAGCUGGCAAAAAUGGCUGCACUCUCAUCGCAUUGGUCUUGUUUUAGAACAUGACAGACAGUUUCCAAAAUGUUUCCAAGUUCCAAAUGCCAGCUCACGUUUUACAACCAUUCAGUGUCGCCAGGCUCUAGCCUCACUCAGUCUUCUCCUACGUGAAUGGAGUACAUUUGUCUUGGCAGAAAAUCACUCAUACAUUAAGUUCAUACAGCAAGAACAAGACAAACCCCCAAAAUUUUUCUGUGUUCUGAGGCUGACUUCUAAAGCACCAAACAUGAUCAUUCGUCUGGGUUUCUUAGGUGGCACCCCAGCUUCUAUACGACUAGAGGAGCUGGACAUCUUGAGAGAGAAGAUAAAAAACUUGCACUUUCCUCAGAGAGGGACACAGAAAAAUAUCCAAAAGAUGGCGUCCAGCUCGUCCAUAAGUGGACAAGAAGAGAAGCAGAGGCCAUACAAGUCACCACUGAAUAGGGAGGGCUCUGAGAUAGCAUGUUGUGUUCUGCUGAAAAAACCAGUGGAGAAAAUCUUAGUCGUCUAUGAAAGUAAACCCAAGGAUAUGACCAUAGUUAAAGAAGCUCAAAAAGAGAUGACUAGCAGGAAACAACAGGACCCAAUGCGCUCUGUGUUCCGCACUCUGACUCAUUACCUCCAGCACCAGAGAUGGGUGUGGAACAUACAAGCCAACUCCAAGAGUUCACUCUCUAUGACAUCUGUCAGUCGCAUGCUUGCUACACUCACCAAGUUAAGAUUACAAGAGGGUUUCCAUUUUGCUGCCUCUGGUGCUGGCGUGUCAAAUUUAGUCCUUGAGGUGGACAUGAAGGAAACAUCAGACAGCCAAGAGGAUGACAAUCUCCACACAUGUGUAAUACAGUACAUAAUAUUUCCUCCACAUGUCAAUGCCAUUGAUGAUAGCUUGUCUGAAGAUGAGCAGGAUGAAACAGAAUCUACUGAAGCAGACGGUGAGGUGCAGCUUGUGACAGAGUGCUGGGUGGAGCCCCAGUAUGGCGUCUGCUGCAACAACACACCAGAGAGGCAACACUUCAAUGGCCUGACCUACCUCAAUCUUGCUAAAGCUUUCUAUCCCUAUGAUUAUGAGUGUGUAUCAAGCCUGACCACCUUUGAACACCUGGUCUACUUGUGUGAGAACAGUGCCAUACCUAGCCCUGAUGUUGUGGCAUCUAGGCAGUCAAGUUGCUGUUUUCUCAACUACAGCCCUCCCUCCACACCUGGCAACCCUUACAGCAAAAAACGAGAGGAAAGUUUCAGAUCUGAGCCAACAGUCAAUUUCAUUUCAUUCCCAUUUGACCUUCAGUCUAUCCUACCAAGAAGCCAGCAGGCAGAGUUGCUCUUUUCUACCUUCAUCAUUGGUGAUGCAAGUAAUGUCUCCCAGGAUGUUGUCCUUGACCCUAAAGAGCCGAAUGAGCUGCUGGUGACCUUGUUCUAUGACAAGCUGAAGGAGUCCCACAAUAAUGAGAUCCUGCUCUCUACAGAGGACUGUUACAGAUUUUUAGAGCAUGUGUUACAACGUCCAAGGGACCAUGAGAAAAAUCCUGUACCAUUCUCCUAUAGACUGGAUGGAGCCCAUUGUGCUGAGGGCAACUUUGCUUUUGAGCCUGGGAAUUUUUCUGAAACUGACCAUGAAAUGACCGAUGCAUCUUCUACAAGCACAAGAAAAAACCUUGAACCAGGAAGUUGGAAAGUGCCGCCAAAGAAGGAAGUGGAGAACCCAAGGCUAAUGAGCAGUGAAGCUCCCAGCAAACAUGGCAAGCUGUCCACCAAUGUUCUCUCCCCCCCUCCAGUGGACUAUGGGUACAGUCAAGCAGGAAGUGGGCCAGGUGAAACUUUGAAGCAAGCAGAAUGUUUCCACUGCCCCAUGUGGAAGUGCUAUGUAAAGAAAGAUGUCACUGAACACCUACUCUUGACCUUUGUACCUGCCUGCUUUGAUGACUUGCUGCUGCUAAAUCCCCCACCUGUGAAUGCUGAGACAACAAAAGCCAAUGAGCCCACGCUAGCACAGACAAAUGUGGUUGAUCAGAAGGUUGGAGAUGGAGCUAGUGACAGCCCAGGGCCAGAAAGUUUGGCAGAGAAAUCUCAUGUAUCUGAUGAUGGAGACAAGUCCUCAGCCUCACCCAAUGUGGAGACAAGAAAUGAAAAGGUCCAGCAGUGGGUGAACAAAAACACAGACGCCAUGAAAGCCACCAUUAGUGGACCUCUGUUGAUGCCUGUCUAUGUCUACAGCUGUCAUUUGAAAAACAUCACUAAUUCCUUGGUCAACAGGGGAAACUUCAACCUUCCGGAGGACAUCUUUGAAAACUUGUCAUUUCAUCCAGCAGAUGACACAAAAUGUCAGCGCUCACCUCGUGGUCAGCUGCUGUCAUUUGAUGUCACUAGUGAUGACCAGGAUGAUAGAGAUUCAUGGAGAAGUUCUCUUGACCGCCGGUCAACAGACAGUAAUUCCUACAGACUUGAUUCUUUCAAAGAACACUGCAAAAUCCUUUCUGAGCUUUACUUCAAUUCUUUUUUGUCAGGUGUUUUCCUUAGCUUGCAGCAGAAGUAUUUUGUGGAUAAACAGGAUGUGGAUUCAGCCAUCAACAACAUCUGUGCUGAGUCCCACCCCCUGGAGACAGACAUGACGACCUACCUGUUGGCUUCCUGCUCCCAUGUCCUGCAGCUGGUGCAGAAGGCCAAGUUCAAAGAGAAGUGUCGGGCCAAUGAUGAAAACAGGACCGCUCCAGUCUACCAUAGGCAACUUUCUGUCAGGUUCCAGGACAUGGAUCUGCAGAAAGAAGAUGAAGGUCCAAAGAUCCCUGAAGUUCUCCAACUGCCCAGUCUCUCCCUGGAGCUGACAGAAGAAGAGUGGGCCUCCAUGUCACAAGAGCCAUGUCAUCAGAUGAAGGAGAACCACCAGCUGACUGACAGCAUCAAAAACCAUUUUGCCAAGGCCAUUAAUACUUACCUGUGCCCAGUGCCUAACUUGCCAGAUUUUUAUUUUUAUUGUCCAAAUGUGAUUUCAUUAAAAACAGAGAACAGUAACAAUGAGAAAGACGAGGCAUCAGAUGGUGUAGAAGAUGGAAACAUGGACAAUGUUCAUGAAGAGGAAGACAUUGUCAUAACAAGACCGGAUGAGUUGGGUGAGACCUCUGUUGGAACAUCCAUGGAAUCUAAUCCAGAUGACACAUCCAAUGAAUCGUUUGAGGCCAAUGUAUCCACAGAGUCUGUGGACCAGGAUCCUAUCCCCCUGUUUAUCCAUUUCACCUGCACUGUCAAACAGAAGACCAAUUUCCAUCACAUGUCUCUGAGAACUGUACCACAAUGUUUUGGUCAAAUCACCAAAGGAUUGUCUGAUCCAUUUUUGUCAAUUGACUUCUCCGACUUUAAAGUGACCUUUGACAUCAACUGUCUGACACUGCUGGGGGAUAUAGAUCAUGUGCCCCGCAGGCCGUCCUAUUCACGUCUGCUGUCUAACAUGAGCCAGGGCAGUCAGACCGGAAGGGAUGAGCUGGAAGAUAGGACAUCCACAGUCAUUGGAACUCCCAAACCACUGGGUGACCCUAUCAGCCAUCUUCCUCGUGUACAGCAUGCAGCCAUCUAUGCUGUCAAGGAUGAGAUUGAGUCCAUAAUGCAAGAGGAGGUGAUCUCUGCCUUGCGUCACAUGCACCCAAUAACCUCGGAUACCCUGAUUUUUGUGGCUGAUUACAUCAGAACUGCUGUCCAGUGGAAAUCUAGGACUGCCAUGUACCAGUGUGUCAACCUCCAGUUUGUGUAUGGGGCAGACCAGAGCCUUAACUUGUUCAUUGAGGAAUUUGAGAGAACACAUUUUCAAGGUUACAGACUAACAAAAGAAGGAAGUUACUAUUUCUUGAUUGUCAACAAAGCCAUGGCCCACCAGAUGAGGUAUCAGCAGUUUGAGAUAGCCCAUGGCCCAGAGAAUGAAAACAUGGCCAUGUGUAAGGAAGAGAGGAGUUUUAGCCUGCCUUGUGUCUUCCCUGAGCCAGGCGACCAGCUGAACCUUCCCGUGGGGACGCAGUCUCUGAUCAACAUGGAGGACACUGAGACCUCUGGGGACACCAGACACAGGCCACGCAGUGCAUCAGACACCAAGUCCCAUCCCCGGCUACAAAGCCAGGCCAGUGGUAUCAAAGUUGGGCCGUCCCUGUCUGAGAGCAGUUCUCCUGGUCAGCUCAUAGCUGCUUCACUCUUGACUGGUCCACUUCUUGCCAUUCAGGAUUUGAGAAUCAAAGAAGAAGAUAAGGAUUCAGAAAUAUGCCUUAAAAAGUCCAGUAGUUUUGCUGGCUUACAUGGAUCCCAUGGUCGUUCACCUGCUAAUACAGCCAGCAGCUCUAGGAGCCGUCACUGCUCCGCCCCAUCAGGACCCUUGAGUGUUGGCAGCCGUCCUUCCACUCUCCCACAGUCACCUUCUGUCAUUUCUUCUAGGGAGUCCACAACAGAUGAUGGUUUUGAUGGUGAUGUGAGUGACAUGGAGCUAGAUGAGACAGCCUCAAUGUCUGACAUCAGUAGCUCCUACCCAGAGCUGCCUGACUACUGGCUACUUGUACAGAUACAUGCUGACAAGGCUGAGGUCUUUUUCCACUCCAGAGAAAUCAUGGAAGAUGCCCCGCCCACUGACCAACAGAACAUUUACUCCACCGCUAUAGAAAACAUUGACUCAGUGUGUCGUAAAGUCAACCAGGCACUGCUGUUAAAAGAACUAAACAAAAGUAAAGUGUGUAACGCCUUGUUAGUUCCUGAGGCUGAUGAAGAUAUUAACUGGGCCAGUAAGGCAACUAAGUCAGGACUGACUAAAGCUGAUGGCUAUGACAUUGAUGAUGAUGAUGAUAGUGAGGAAGGUCAAGGUUACCUAGCAGCAGCCAUGGACUUUGGUCCCGGCUACUUUGCCUGCGAUGUGGUGUGGCAGAGCCAUUUUGUCCUACCCCCCAGACUGAGGUGUGUCCAGCGUCCAGGCCUGCCGUCCAAUGGUGUUCUGGCACUCAGACAAGUCCUCAACAACUUCCUUGUGACCAACAGGAAAAACAUGUUCGUCAUAGAGGAGCUCUCCUCCAGGAAUGUCUUUUACCUCAGGCUGAAAGAGAUUCAAGUGGCCCAAGAUUCUGACAUAGAGCCUGACAGUUCAGUCUCAGACUUCAAUCAAAUGUCCUCCAUCAGACAGCAGAAUAAAGGGGAUAGUGACUCUGUGUCCUUGACCUCAAGUUUAGGCCGCCAAUCUUCUAAAUAUGAGGAAGCUGUAGAGAUCACAGUCCAUGGGAUUGAGGAUGUAGGAAAAGAAAUCAAGGAUGACCUGAUGAAAAUGCUUCAAAACAAACUAGAUGACGCACUAUUGGACAACUUGACAGCCAUGUUUGGCAGAAACCCACAGAGUAAACUGAAGCCAGAUGAUAUCACAUUCAUCCAGAAACCUCACCAUCCACCAGUGGACACUCUGCUCUUGACCAUCCCUGGACACUGCUCUAUGUACCUGGUGGCUUUAAUGUACUACCUCAAGCAGAACUUGCUGCAGUUUCUCAAUGUCCCAAAUUAUGUUGAUCUACACCCUACAUGUCAGUUUCAGGAUCUGUAUGAUGGUGUGUGGGCCCCCAUCCCCUCAGACAAAGUUUAUCUGUACAUCAGACCCCAGCCUGGAGGAGGAAAAGGCCUUGCAUGCAUCACGGUGAACCUUGUGGAUGGUCAGGGGAAACAGGUCAAGCUGCUCAACUGUCCAGCUCCAACCAAGAACAACAUGCCCUCUCUCAGUGACCCCAGUGAAUUUGACAAAUAUGUCCAGACUACAGUCCAUGAGAAGUCAGCCUCAUCCAGACCAGGACCAACAGCACUGAUACAGUUCAGGAUCUGGGAGUGUGGCAACUCUGAUGUUAAAGUUCUUCGUGAGCGCUUGAUCGCAGCAGUACGUCAUGCGCUGUGUGACAUAGUCAUGGAGUAUUUCAUGCUUACCUCCCCUAUCUGCUCUGUGCCUAAGAACCUGAUGGACGUGUGUGCCCCACCUGUCUCCUCUCUCCCUGCUUCACCAACCAAAUUACCAGCUGAAAGUCUAGAGAGGAAGCACAACCCCCUGUCACGCAAGCUUUCUGUGGACCCACCACGCAGUGUCACACAUUCCAUCUCCAUGUUUUCUUCAUUCCCUGAGCACAAGCAUCAAGAGAUUGUAGGGAAGUGCCUGGACUUCAACACAGUUCCUGCAACAACUGACCAGUCCCCCCUCCCCCGGACACCAGGGGCUGCACAAGCUGCCAGGGGCAAGGAUCUGCCAGAUAUGAGACCCCCUGUGGCCAAGUAUGAGAGUGGGGAGAAAGGGAACCUUCACCCCGUCUUCUGCUCUCUCAUCAAACCUUGGAUGGAGUUUUGUCAUAGUAUAGGUGUCCCAUCUGUAUACAGCAGCAAGUUAAAGUUCCAGGCCAAGUACUCCAUAGACUUUGUCAUGAAAGAACUGAACCAGUCCAUUCCCUCUAUAGCAAGUGACACCAGCCUCAAGAUUUUCAAGGUCAUCCAGACCAGCACACCAUCCCAGCCACCUUAUGGUGUUCUUUUCACACCAUGUAAAGUGACACCAAGGGAUAUCCACAUGAACAGGGUUCUGGAAAGUUUGGCUGCCAAUGGUGGUAAAGUUAAUCUGAUAGCCAUUGGUCGAAGCAUGGACCAAUGGCAUGACACAGUUCUGGAACAUCAGGAUAUGAUUCCCAACAUUUCCAGCUCAGCAUUAAAAGGCUACAGAAUGAACCAGAAGUUCCAGCUCCAGAUGCCAGACACAGACAGUAAGGUCAGUGAGCCAGGCAACCUGAAGUCUGCUGAGAAGGACUUUGUACCCAGGCAGAGGCUGAUUAUCAUUACGUGUGAGAAAAAAGAGCUGUCUCUAUUAUUGUACAACUGGUCCAAUGAGCAGCAGUUCUCCAUAGAAAAAACAACCAAAAGGCUAAUAGAGUGGAACAACGCGCGUUCCUUUGUGCUGAACAGCAUCUUGGCCCAGAAAAUGGGUUUGUUUCAUCACUUCCAGUUUACUGAGCUACAAUAUGCAACAACUCAGAAUCCAUUCACUCAGUCCCCUGGAGAAGUGGAAAGUUUAAUACGUAACCACACCCCGCGGGACUUUCAGAGGAGGAAUAGCAGUAUGUCAGUGAAGGAAAGAGAAAAGUCAGGCCACCGUCCAAUCAAGAGAAUCAUACCGUUUGACCAGACCUACAAGAUGAUUGUGCCACCCAAGCACCUGAAUAAGAUAACGGUUAGACUGACACUAGACCCAGUCAGUCGCCAUGGGAUACCAACACAGGAGCUUAGAGCUCAGUCUAGACAAGACAAACAGCAGACGUCAGCUAGCCGCAAAGAUUUGGCUGAAGAGAAGGUCCUGCUGGUCAACAUCAAGGAUCCUGUCUUUCAACAUGGCCACCAGUUGACUGAGGCACAGAGAGCAGUUUUUGAAGAGGAAGAUCACAGCAAGUUGUACUCAUUGUAUCUUGGCUUCUUACAGAUGAGUGGUAAAAAUAAAGCAAACCCACCUAUAAUGGAAGACUAUUUGAUGCAACUGAAGCGCUCAUGUCGGCUGUUCCAUUACUGUGCCACUCCCCUGAUAUUUUCCUCCUCCUGGCGCCAGAGUGUGGUACAGAAGACAACAUGUAAGACUGACAAGUCCAGGCAGGACAACAAUCCAGCUUCAACAUACAACAUUUUAAAUGCUACAGCAGGGCUGAUAGCAGGGGGCACACCCACAACACCAGACAGGACCCACAAAACUUUUCCCAAUCUGUUGCCUGUACCAAGUCCUGUCAGUAGAUCUCGCCAUAGCUCUGGGACAUCCAACAUCAGCUUUAAGGGCAAACCCAAUGAAGAGUUGAGCAGGAAGGGUUCUGAGGCUAGACUCUUCCAUGGGCGCAGCAGGUCUGAUGUGGAGGAGGAGGAGGCUCAGUGGCACGUGGACCUGAGGAAGAGGUUCAUGAAGGAAUACAAGCAGUACCUGCACCAGCUUGGCUUCAUCAAACUCAAGCUGCAGCCUGUGCUCAAAAUGCAAGGCUCCUCAAUGUCUUUCCAAGCUGGAUCUCCAGAUAAAAAACCAAUGAACCUGCAGAAAACACUGACUGGUGGGAUUCUAGUGAUGGAGCUAAGCUUCAGGCAGGAGUUCUUCUGUGUCAAGAUGUUUGCCAUAGGUUGCUCUCAGUUCAAGGUCAAUGUUAACCCACAGGUAGAGGAGGAAUAUAUGCACCUGAUCUUUGUGGACGAGUGUGACCGCUACAAAGAUCUGAUCCAUGUCCACUCUUUUGCCCAUGAUUUUCAUCUUCGUUGUGUACAAACCUACCUCAGCAAGGAGCAAAAAGUUUCUUUCCUUCCUAUGGACUUUGACCUUGAAAGUUUUCUGAAUGACUUUAAGCAGAUCUACCCUUACCCUCCCAGCUUCUCAAGAAACUGUUUACACCAGGAUUCCAUCAUCCUACCCAAGCUGUUGUUCCCAGGCACCAUGCUGUAUGAGUACAUGCUCAGGUUAAAAACUAACGAGUCAGCUAAAUUUUUUACAACACGUGGCAAGUCUGUAUUAGUGAUCCAUGAACUGCUAGAACUGUGUAGCCAGACCCAGAGCACAGAGGAUUACCAGCCAGAGAAGUACAUAGCUGGGCUCAUCAUGACCAAUGCCACCCCUGAAGGAACUGCUGAUGCCAUGAAACUGGUGCUCAAAUACUUCACAGUGCUGACCAGAGAUCAGGACUGCUAUCCACUACAGACCCUGGAGAAAGAUUUUGGUGAGACAAAAGGCACAGUGGGAGGCAGUGGUAAAGUGAAUGAAAACACAGAAAGAAAGGAAUCAGAGAAUGAUCAGUGCAAGCCUAUAGCUGUGAGACAACACAUCUGCAUGCGGAGGGUCCAUGUCAACUAUAGGGGAUACUCCAACAUGCAACAACUGGCACUGUUGCAGACACUCUUUAAGCAGAGUGAGAAGGGGAGAGAAAAAAUACUUGAGAUGGUAGAGUUGUCAACAAGGAAAUGUCGUCGUGAUUAUCUGUGGCAGCGUCUCCUGACAUCUCAUCAUGUUGAAGAUAGCAGCAAGAAAAAAUCUGCUGAUCCUGAUGACAGCACUGAUUCAGGUGCUCCGUUCAGCUCUGAAGAAUUUUUUGAGCUGCUUCAAAGUGUGGCCACCAUUUCACUGAAUGAGGUGGACAGCCAGCUGACCCCACUGUUCAACAUGCCCUACCACUGGUACCAUGGGCUGUACACAGCUUUUGUCAACAAGUACCCUGGCUCACACCGCUGUUUUACUAGUCCAAACAACAAGACACAGUACAUUGUUGUUUUUAAUGCAAACAAUUUGGAUAUGUUUGCUAUGCUGGCUUUGACAGAUUCAACUGAACAAAUGGAACUUUGCGUAGUGACAAAGGAAAAGCUGGUGGACUUCAAGAAACACCUGCCUGAUUACCCAAACCUGCCUCUGUACAGUCUACAGACCCAUGUGGAGGACCUGGUCAAUGUCUGCUGUUACCACAUGUGGGCCAGUAUGCUGCAGUGAUUGCCACAUGUGGACCUGUAUGCUGCAGUGAUUGCCACAUGUGGACCUGUAUGCUGCAGUGAUUGCCACAUUUAAACCUGUAUGCUGCAAUGAUUGCCACAUGUGGACCUGUAUGCUGCAGUGAUUGCCACAUGUGGACCUGUAUGCUGCAGUGAUUGCCACAUGUGGACCUGUAUGCUGCAGUGAUUGCCACAUGUGGGCCUGUAUGCUGCAGUGAUUGCCACAUUUAAACCUGUAUGCUGCAGUGAUUGCCACAUGUGGACCUGUAUGCUGCAGUGAUUGCCACAUGUGGACCUGUAUGCUGCAGUGAUUGCCACAUGUGGACCUGUAUGCUGCAGUGAUUGCCACAUGUGGGCCUGUAUGCUGCAGUGAUUGCCACAUUUAAACCUGUAUGCUGCAGUGAUUGCCACAUGUGGACCUGUAUGCUGCAGUGAUUGCCACAUGUGGACCUGUAUGCUGCAGUGAUUGCCACAUGUAGACCUGUAUGCUGCAGUGAUUGCCACAUGUGGACCUGUAUGCUGCAGUGAUUGCCACAUGUAGACCUGUAUGCUGCAGUGAUUGCCACAUGUGGACCUGUAUGCUGCAGUGAUUGCCACAUGUGGACCUGUAUGCUGCAGUGAUUGCCACAUGUGGACCUGUAUGCUGCAGUGAUUGCCACAUGUAGACCUGUAUGCUGCAGUGAUUGCCACAUGUGGACCUGUAUGCUGCAAUGAUUGUCACAUGUAGACCUGUAUGCUGCAAUGAUUGUCACAUGUAGACCUGUAUGCUGCAGUGAUUGCCACAUGUGGACCUGUAUGCUUCAGUAAUUGCCACAUGUGGACCUGUAUGCUGCAGUGAUUUUAACUUGUUAACCUCUACAAUAAUUCAGUUAAAAUUUUUCACAAACAAAAGCUUAAUAUAUUUUUCUUUGAAAAUGUAAAAAAGGAAUAGGCAUCAAUGUAUAAGCUAUGCUUUGUAUAUGCAAACAUAAAUUAUUCUUUUUUGUACUAAAGCAAAUUAGAUAUAUUACAAUGCUCAAAUAUCAAUGGAUUUUUUUGUCGUGAUGAAAUGAAAGAAGUUUGUACAGAUUUUCUUGAAAUUGUCAUUUUAUUGUUCUUGUGUAACAUGAGUUGCUGUUCUUUUUUAUAUCUUCUUUAAUUUGUUCAAGAUUGUUCCAUUAAAUAACAGAACAAGCCUUUUGUGCAAUAAGUUUGUAUGAGUUGAGCCUCUGACAGGGUACCCUCAAUUUUUCACAUGUCCCAGAUUUGGUUUUAUGAAUGAAAAGAAUAACACAUUCCCCUACAUUCAUCUAACAUCACUUGUGUUGAGUUUUUUUCUUAGCUAUUCUUUUUUUUUUAAUUUGAAAAUAUUUUGUUUUGUAACUAAAAAAUUUUUCUUUAAGAUUUCAUAAACUUAUACACAGAAUUGCUGCUAGCAGGCCAGUAAAUUGCCAAGACUUAAAAAAAUAUUUACCUCUGGCAAAUUAUGUUUAUAUUUUUGUAUUAGUACAUACAUAUUUUUUCUUUAUACAUCUGUGAAUGAAGAUGCAUAUAAUUUAUAACCAGAUUUGAAAAGUUUCAGUAUGACUACUGUUGUAUGAUAAAAGUGUGUACAUAUGGAUGGCUCAAGUUGUUGAUAUGUGGUUGGCUUUUGUAUAGCUGGUUGUGUGUUCAUAGCUCACUGAUGAUUGAUAAAUGGCAGAACAAUGGAUUUUUCUUGAUUGUUGAGCGGAUAAAACAAACUUCAAAUUUGAUUGCCUUUAGUGCAUUAUCAUGAAUAAACUUCUUUAAAAUUGAA
Physella acuta is the source of this 13199-nucleotide messenger RNA. Its product is annotated as KICSTOR complex protein SZT2. Lineage: Eukaryota; Metazoa; Mollusca; Gastropoda; Physidae. The record is from RefSeq and is a predicted model, not a curated record. Gene Ontology annotation, cellular component: peroxisome.